Messenger RNA from Fonsecaea multimorphosa CBS 102226, 732 nucleotides. RefSeq lists its product as uncharacterized. The record is from RefSeq and is a predicted model, not a curated record. Lineage: Eukaryota; Fungi; Ascomycota; Eurotiomycetes; Chaetothyriales; Herpotrichiellaceae. The transcript has 2 exons. The coding region runs from base 1 to 732 and encodes 243 amino acids.
AUGCGCAGCUACGCCCUCCUUUCCCUGGGUGCCCUGGCAUCGGCAGCAGUAUUUGAUGUCAACGUGGGCCAGAACGGCUUCACAUACUCUCCCGACACGGUCACGGCUGGGAUGGGCGACACUGUCAACUUCCACUUCUACCCUGGCGAACACACUGUGACUCAGUCAUCCUUCGACAGCCCAUGCAAACCCAUCUCGGGAAAUGCCAUCAACUCGGGCGUCAUCAACUCGAACUCGGGCCAGGCGAGUCAGAUGUUCUCGAUGAGAGUGAACUCCACCGAUCCCAUCUGGAUCUACUGUGGCCAAGUUGGGCAUUGUGCCGCGGGGAUGUCCCUGGUCAUUAACCCACCAUCGAACGGCAACACUCUUGCCGCCUACCAAAAAGCCUCCAGCGGCCAAUCGGGCCAAAUCCCGUCCAGCGUGUUCGGCGGUGUCAUCGUCGCCAACGUGGACAAUGCCGGCGCCAACGCCAGCAGCAGCAGCAGUAGCAGCUCUUCCAGCUCGGCCUCGAGCUCGGCGUCCAGCGCUGCGUCGAAUUCUAGCUCCACCACCUCUGGAUCCUCCACUGCCACCACUGCCACCACAACCACUGCGUCUGGCAGCACGACCAACACCGGCGCCUCGGCACAGUCGACCAGCAACGCCGCUUCUUCGAGCUUUGGUGUCGUGGCCUUGGAGUGGUCGCUUGUGGGUACCCUGUUGGCUCCCGCUGUGGCAUACCUUUUCUCGUAA